Molecule: messenger RNA, 5592 nt
Organism: Biomphalaria glabrata
Lineage: Eukaryota; Metazoa; Mollusca; Gastropoda; Planorbidae
Exons: 2
Coding region: 1-5592 (1863 amino acids)
Source: RefSeq, a predicted model, not a curated record
AUGUCUAUGCUAAUAGUCAACGUCACACUCAUCUUAUUGGUGUUUUACCUAGCUCUAGGGACUUACAUCCAACUUGUACUUCCUUACAAGACUUCGAAAAGUGACAUGCCCAAAGAAAGGCGACACAAAGAGGAUGACCAUGAAAUUGUGAAAGAUGUUAAAAACCUGGGAGAUACAGUUGCCAGCCAAGAGAUAACGUCUACUGACAAAGUACCUGCUGGACAGACGAAUGCCAGAACCAAUGACGUCAAAACUGAGAAAAAGCUAGAAAUCAGUUCCACUAAAACUUCCACUGUUCUACGAGUUGAUGUGGCUAAGUUGAACACGAAAAAGAGAGGUAGCCAGCGAAAUGUGUCUACUGAAGAACUUGGUCAACUGUUGAAUGAAGUGAACAUAAUCCAAGAACAUAAUCAAAGUAAAUCGAACGCUUUCACACAGACACACACUAAGAAGCCAACUCUGAUCAGAUCAAGUAAUAAAGUUUAUUUUGACCCACACAUAAGAGAUGCGUUCGUAAACUUAAUACGUACUAUUGUAAGCGAUUAUGUCAUUUAUGUCCGGAAUGCUAACCAUAAUAGAUUACCUUCUGAAGACACGGAGAGAGUCGACAUCAGCAACUCAUCAUUGCGAAGCUCUAGGAAAAAACAAUUGGAACAAUCUUCGUUUCAAAGUUUGAUCAUGAAAGCUGCUAGCAGAUUAUUUGGCGGAACAACAUUGGAAAGUACUACUGACUCGCAGCUUACACAAAAAUUGGGAACUUCAAAUCAAGCAUUCAGCGACACUUAUUUUAAAAGCUCAGUUGGCAAAAUCAGUUAUCCAGAGAAAAUAGUUCAAAAGUCAGAAGCGAAAGAGAAAUAUUUAGAGAGACUUGUAUCUCUAUGGAAAUUUAAAGCACGACAAUUUUCACGCCUCUUCACUUGGUUGGUUCUUCUGCCGCACAGAACACUCUCCUUUAUUCGUAGACUAGAACUAGCCAAUCUAAAACUCAGAAUGCUUUUCUUUCAGCGGAUCAUCCAGAAUAAUAUUGACUCGAGUCUCGCAAGUCAUGUGGACAACUUGAGAGAAAGUCAAGCGAAACAAAGAAAAGCGUUUACUUCUCCGACUCCCAGAGUAGACCAGGGCGAUAACAACAAAAGAACUCAAGCUAAUGUUAACUGGCUUCGGAAAUUUCAGUUUGUAAAGAAAGAAGACAAAAAAGGAAGAAUAAGAAGAUCCUCAAACUCUAGAAGAAAAUCUGAAAACCAGAAUAGGCACACGAAGCAAAGAAUUUCCAAUCAGCUCUCAUCAACUCCGCUGUUUGAGAAAGCAAUGUCAGACACAUCUUAUGAACAACGCGGCUUGAACAAAAUUUUGAGUGACACGAGAAGGCGGAUGCUUCCAGCUUCUAGACAUCAUUCCAAAGAAGACGCUUAUGCUUUGCGGUCACGGCUAUUAGAUAUGAUAGACUUAGUAGAGUCACGACGAAACGUCUCCUCGGAAAGUAACACAGUACAUGUGAGCAAGGAGACAAAAGCUAGCAGAAAGAAAGCAGAAUAUUUGGAUAUCAAUGAUCAAUUAGACCCGGAACAAGCAUUUUCAAAGAAUGUUAAUAACGAGCCAACAGAUGCCGAUCUCGAGCUUUUAAACAACAUAGAAUUAUUAACAAAUAAAUUUCUCCGUAAGAAAAAUCAAAAUUUGUACACAGGUAACAAGUUCGAGAGAAACAGAGUGAAGAGAUCUGAAGUUAAUGUUGAAGGUAACAAGUAUGUGAGAAACAGAGUGAAGAGAUCUGAAGUUAAUGUUGAAGGUAACAAGUUCGAGAGAAACAGAGUGAAGAGAUCUGAAGUUAAUGUUGAAGGUAACAAGUUCGAGAGAAACAGAGUGAAGAGAUCUGAAGUUAAUGUUGAAGGUAACAAGUUCGAGAGAAACAGAGUGAAGAGAUCUGAAGUUUAUGUUGAAGGUAACAAGUUCGAGAGAAACAGAGUGAAGAGAUCUGAAGUUAAUGUUGAAGGUAACAAGUUCGAGAGAAACAGAGUGAAGAGAUCUGAAGUUAAUGUUGAAGGUAACAAGUUCGAGAGAAACAGAGUGAAGAGAUCUGAAGUUAAUGAUGAUGGUAACAAGUUCGAGAGAAACAGAGUGAAGAGAUCUGAAGUUAAUGAUGAUGGUAACAAGUUCGAGAGAAACAGAGUGAAGAGAUCUGAAGUUUAUGUUGAAGGUAACAAGUUCGAGAGAAACAGAGUGAAGAGAUCUGAAGUUUAUGUUGAAGGUAACAAGUUCGAGAGAAACAGAGUGAAGAGAUCUGAAGUUAAUGUUGAAGGUAACAAGUUCGAGAGAAACAGAGUGAAGAGAUCUGAAGUUAAUGAUGAUGGUAACAAGUUCGAGAGAAACAGAGUGAAGAGAUCUGAAGUUUAUGUUGAAGGUAACAAGUUCGAGAGAAACAGAGUGAAGAGAUCUGAAGUUUAUGUUGAAGGUAACAAGUUCGAGAGAAACAGAGUGAAGAGAUCUGAAGUUAAUGUUGAAGGUAACAAGUUCGAGAGAAACAGAGUGAAGAGAUCUGAAGUUAAUGAUGAUGGUACUGUAGAAGAACUGACUGAGACGGCUAACCAAGAAAAAUUAUCAAAAAUUGGCUUAGAAGACAAUGUGAAACAAUCGAAGCAAUAUCGGCACAAAUGGGGCACUCUUAGAAAACAAGCGCAAAACCUGCAGACCGAAGUCAACAACGCGAGAGACAAAUACGCUUCUGCUUCAGACGAAUUAGCCGCCUUACUGAAAAGGGGCAAUGAGCUUCAAGCUUCGGCUUCCGACUCUCAAGGAGUUCACAAGUCAAUGUUGCAAGAAAACUGGAAGAGCGCGAACAGAGAAUUCGACAACUUUAAGAAUGAUAUCACCUCAAGGGAGAAAGAGGUGCUCAGUAAUGACAAAGCAGUUAACGCUGAGAAAAUUGACCAGACUUUGUUCAAACUUGAGGACGCAAUCAGAGAACAAGGUGACCCAAACGACAGAAUUCUGGGCGAAAGCAUCGUUUUGCCGUUCAAUUUAGAAGCGAACAAGCUAGACCCUGCUCUACAAAACAUGAAACAUGAAGCCGCAUUAUCAGAGCAAAUAGCUAGUAAUGAAGUCAUGCUUGAGUCAGAAGAUGCCGAAGAUGAUGUCUUCAAAGGAAGUGAGGCGGGCGAUUACAAUAUCGUUGAUUUGGACUACGGACCGAAUGCAAAGUUUGCCGACGAAGAAGACUAUGACAUAGCUGAAGACGCCGACUCUCUGGUUGGAUUCGAUUACGAAGUAGAUCGUCACAACGAUGCCCAACUGGAAGAUGUUGACAACAUGCUCAGUAAGCUCAUUGCAAGAAGAUUUCGCUCCAAGCGGCAUACCGACUUGUCAGACUUAACGCAAGAAAAUUCUUUGAGUCCACAUAAUGCUGAAAAUACAAGAAGAAUAGAAACCAAAAUUAAAGCUAAAAGUGUGACACAUCCCGCACCAGCAAAGAGAGAAUGGCGUGAUGGUACUGAGCAAGUGAAUCAGCUGCUAAACUUGGAGAAAGAGAAUGAUUAUGUUCCAGAAGAGACGGGAGACUUUUCUGAUGUGUUGAAAGAUAUGGCAGGCAGUAAGCUUCAUGAUGAGACUAAAGAUCCUUCAUCAGACUCUGACCUUGAUUUUAGGUUCUGGGUUAAUCACUCGAACCCUGCGUCAAGGAAAAAGUUUAAUAAGAUAAAUGACAAUCUUGCCAGUGAGGAAAUUAAAAUGUUUGACAAGGAAAGACCUAGGAAAAAGUCAAUGCCUUACCGAAAGGUUUCGGAACUGCUCGGUUUCGACACUAAGGGACUUGGAAUAGAUAGCAAAAAAUUCGACAAGGACAUUAAAAAAGAAAAAUCGGAAGCAGUUAUAAUAAUUCCACUAGGAUCUAAUCUUGACAUUGAAGAUGGAAUAAAAGAAAUUGAGAAAGAGAAAGAAUUUCUUACUGCUGGAAAUGAAAGAAUUGAUGAAGAAAUUCCGGGAGAUGAUGAACUGAAACACUAUGACCAGAUUAUCGAAGAGAGUAUGGAAGAGUUUACAGAAAACAACAUAGGGAAUGAAGACAAAACGUUACUCAAACAAGAAAAGUAUCUAGAAAAAACUAAGAAAAAACUUUUCAACGCCGACUACGAGAAACAGAGACUAGAGAUAGCCUCGUCCUUGCAGAAACAGAGGAAUCAGGAGAGACGCAAAGAAGACGAGGACACUGAAGAAAUCGAUAAGAUAAACAAAGGUCUGGUUAAAGCUGUUUCAGACCUGAGUCAAGCUACUGAAGACUUGGGUAGGCCGCCACCUAAACCUGAACAUGGUGAUCAGGUACGAUCGUUGUAUGCCGAGGACAUAGAGCCUAGCUAUAGAAGAAAGCGCAACAUGGUCAUCUCAAACGUCAACUCUGUGGAUACUUUCAUAAGCUCACAAAAUCGUCAAAUCGCUAGUAAUGAUGUCAGAAAACAACGCUCGUUUGAAAACGUUAGCAGUGAUGUCCCCAAUAAACAUCUCAACGUUACUAAACUGGAUGUGUUGAAUGUGUUUGAACACUCUACGAUCCAGGCUAGACCCAAUGCUUCAUCAAGAAAACAGAGAAAAGCUAACUUAACGUUGGACGAAGAACCAGAUGUGGAUUUCUCAACAGAAGAAAGCGUUAUCAACGGCUUUGGUGACGAGUUUGAUGAGGACGAGCAUUAUCAUGCUGGCAGCUACGUCGAUGAUGACUUGUAUAACAUUGAUGAGGACGGUGAUGUCCUGACAGAAGAAUGGGAUCCCGAGAAGCCGCCGAUGAAAAAAAACAAACCAAAAUUAAAAUCCAAGAAAGAUGACAUUGAUAGCCAGCUACUGGAAACAAAGUCCGUAGUUAGACAACUGAAAGAGGAAGAAGACUUCGCAGCUUUUAUGUUGCCACCCAGUUCAAUGAUAAGCUCUGAAAGAGACUUACUUGAGUUUGGUAGAAAGCCUGACGCAAAAGAUGUUUUCGUCAACAUCUUGGAACCAGUCGGACUAGCAGAACUAUCCGAGGCGGAGGUGAACGAGCUCAACGGUCCCGUUCUCUCCCCCACGGACAUUGAGCGAUCUCUUGAGGAUCCCACAAAGCUUGUCUCUGCCCUCAGAGACAUUGAGAACGAGAUCAAGGAUACGAAGCUCUCUAUGAUAACUCAGACACAAGCUCUCAGUCAACUCGAAGGGCAGGCGCCGAACGAAGGAGGCGUAAGGUCCCAAGCCCUGGUCGAGGAUGAUGAUUCGGUGGAUGAGGUUUUUCGCCAGAUCAACCGAGCCGAAGAUAUAGGUCACACGGCUUUGGAAAAGAAAGCUAUUGACGAGCGAUACAGCUUGCUGGAGGAUGCUCGUAGAACUCGUUUAAGGCAACGGUUGCUUGACAAGGAGGACACUGAGAAUGUUGCUCUAGUAGGAAGCGUCCUUGGUGAGGCACUGCAAGACCUGGACCAGUAUAGUAUGGACAAGGAGGACACUGAGAAUGUUGCUCUAGUAGGAAGCGUCCUUGGUGAGGCACUGCAAGACCUCGACCAGUAUAGUGUGGACAAGGAGGUGGAGACCCUGAGAAGCCUAGGCUCUUUUCAGGAUGUACUCGAAGAGAAAAGAAAUUAA